GGUUCCUGAAUGUUUUUCUAUUUAAGUGCCCAUUUUAAAUGCCUGCUUACUCAAUCUACCUUUUACGCUAAUUUCUAGAAGGCAAUAUUGAAUGUAGCGUAUAGAUAGAGAAAAAUUUUAAUGCUUUUCAGAUCAAAGAUGUUGCCUCACACAGUUUUGGAACCAUUACCAUAAAUCAUCUGACAAAUAUCUUACAUCUAUUUCUGUUUAAUUUUCAUGAUAUUUUCAGGUAGAGAAAAUGUAUUCAAAGUCAUUUGAUCAGAGAGAAGAAGCCAUGAAAGAAUUGCAAAUUUUUUUGGAAAAAUAUCAAAAAAAAGGGAAAUUUCAUCCACCAAGUGACAUUAUCAAAGGAGCUGCAUUUCUCCUACAAAAAGCCCUUUGUGACAAAGUGGUUUCAAUAUAUACUGCUGCAUUAAGCAUUCUUGCUUAUUGCUUUCAAACAUUCAUUCCAACUCAUCAAGCCUCUAAAGUGGAUGCAUCAUUUCUUGUUGAGCAGAGUAUGCCAGAAAUAAUUAAUAAAUUGGGUGACACAGUAAGUAUAAAAUAUUCAUUGGUUUGUUGGUAAAUUUAAUGACUAAGAGGUUUAUAUAAGAUCUU
This is a messenger RNA of Parasteatoda tepidariorum (common house spider), 597 nucleotides long. Its product is annotated as centrosomal protein of 104 kDa-like. The record is from RefSeq and is a predicted model, not a curated record. Lineage: Eukaryota; Metazoa; Arthropoda; Arachnida; Araneae; Theridiidae.